Pseudogymnoascus destructans is the source of this 1587-nucleotide messenger RNA. RefSeq lists its product as uncharacterized. The coding region runs from base 159 to 1178 and encodes 339 amino acids. The record is from RefSeq and is a predicted model, not a curated record. Gene Ontology annotation, biological process: lipid homeostasis. Lineage: Eukaryota; Fungi; Ascomycota; Leotiomycetes; Thelebolales; Thelebolaceae. Gene Ontology annotation, cellular component: membrane; endoplasmic reticulum. The transcript is spliced from 2 exons.
CAGACUGCGUUGAACCUCUCACAGUUCAUCGCGUCUGCCUUCGUAGGCCUGCGCCCCUCUGACUGUAAAUAAGAAGCUUCGCCGCCCGAUUUCCUCUCAAAAGCCUCAUCUGCGACCAACCGAACCGAUCUGGCACAUUCCUUAGAAACCCCGCGACGAUGCGUGACUUCAUACCCCCCAUACCCUUCCUAGCGAAGGCGAUUACUCCGUUCGCAGAGUAUAUCGGCGCAACAACACUGCCUCUGCACAUUCACGAGGUUGUCGUCUCAUAUCUCGCCUAUACUUUCAUCAAUAAGAAGGUCGCGCCAGCCGUAUCGACAUGGCUCUUUCCUCAGAAGUACCCGGCGCUCUCGGCCGAGAAGAAGUUCAACUGGAACGUCCAUGUGGUGUCUCUAUGCCAGAGCCUUUUGGUCAACAGCACGGCUCUCUAUGUCAUCUUAACUGAUGAUGAGCGCAACAACAUGACCUGGCAGGAGCGGGUCUGGGGCUACACCGGGGCGUCUGGGAUGAUUCAAGGUUUGGCCACUGGGUACUUCCUCUGGGAUCUGGUUAUCACUAUCCAGAACGUCAAGAUGUUUGGGCUGGGGAUGCUGGCGCAUGCUGUCAGCGCUCUGACGGUGUUCUCUUUUGGUUUUAGACCCUUCGUUAACUACUAUGCCUCGACUUUCAUUAUUUACGAGCUAUCCUCGCCAUUUCUGAACUUCCACUGGUUCUUUGAUAAACUGAACCUGACCGGAUCUCGUCGCCAGCUCGUCAACGGAAUACUGCUCCUCGCCACCUUCUUUGGCUGCCGUCUAUGCUGGGGAACAUACCAAUCUCUGCGGGUAUACCAGGACAUGUGGAUGGCAUUACACCACACCCCUGGCGACACUUUCGGAAAGGUUGAAUCUCCUAUCCACGAUGAAAUCAUGAAGUACACAAAAGAGGAGUUCCUACCACUCUGGCUGGCAGUCACCUACCUCGGAAGCAACCUCGUCCUGAACGCACUGAACUUCUACUGGUUUGCAAAGAUGAUCGACGCUCUGCGCAAGCGCUUCGUCCCGGCCGAGAAGGCCAACUCGAAGCCAAAGUUGGCCAUGACUGGCGCUAAUGGCACGGUGAAGAUCGAGGCUGAUGAGACUAUCGUGCGCCGCAGAAAUGUGCCUCUCCCAGAGGCAGAUAUCGUGCCGAUUCCGUGAAGGGCUGGGGUGCUCAAUGUAACCAAGCUAUGAUGGCUCAUAUUGGAUAUGAGAUUGACGACGUGUGGCUUCCUUUUCUUUUUGGAACGACAUAGUUCAGGGUCAAUGGUGUAGUAUACGAGUCGAGGGGCCGUAAUGGAGGGGUACUCUGUUGGGAGCGGAGCGCCACAGCGAGCAGAACCAGCCCCCUGCUUUCUUGUUUAUACGUACAGUGAGGUCAGAAUACUGCGACCUAUAAGAUCACGAGUAUAAAUCCAAUUUCUACUAAACAUUAUAACACGGAGUUGAAUAUUGAUUGUAGCACAAAGGAGUAGAAAUGCGAAUUGUAUCACGUGAUGGGUCGGAUAGAUAAUCACGUGCGUUUGUGAUUUGGAAGUUUGAAGCUGAUUCAUUCAUCGCAAAUCAAGCA